UUCGAUUAAUCACGUACAGUAACGGGUUCUUUGAUUCUUCUUUGUGCAAUCCGAGCAGAAGAAAGGUGGUUUUCUUUCCUGUGCGCAUCUACAACUUACUUUAACGUUUUUCCUGCAUUUUCACCCCAUCAUUUUGCCCUCUUUUAACCAUUCAUAUUCAUCUUUUCUAUUUUCCUUUCCAAAGUGCUAUUUUCCACCAACAAUUAAUUUUCCUUCUGUCUCCCACGCGCCUUUUAUUUCUUGUCUCUACCUCAUUAUUGUGUUCGUCUAAUUGCUCCAAAGUGAUUUUCUGCAGGUGCAAUGAAUCCAAGUGUAAAUGCUCAUGGCGGCGGCGCUGCGCGUCAUAUUCGCUAUACAAUUCCCGAACUGAUAAUCAUUGGGGAGUCUGUGGAGUCUCAUCGGCGCCCAGCUUGCUUCAACGCCACCCCAAUUGGCUCUACUGCUCGUUUGGUGUGGAGGCAGCGCGAAGAAUCCUCUCGGGCUGAGGUGGAAAAGACUAAGAAGACGAAUGGGGCGGAUAGGGCAGAUCGCCGCAUUGGCAGUGGCCGAUUUGUUGAUCACGAAGCUUUCUGGGACAACAAGAUGGCCGAUGACGUGGAGAUCGAGCUCUUUGGGCAGCGAAGCAGUGCUCCAUGGCAGCCUCUCGUGCGCAGGGAGCGAGCGGACAGAUGGGGAGUUGGCAAUCGCAAUUCUACUGGAUUUUUUGAUGUCAAGAAUCGCCGUGAUUCUUUCCGGAGAAAUCCUCGGGACUACGACACGGAGCCUGAAUGGCUCAGCGGCGGACCGACAUCAAAAUUCGACAUGGUUGAGCUCCAUGGGUUCGAUGAUGCUCCUAAUCAGACGGUCAAGCAUGAUGACCAACCGACUGUGUCGAGCAGCACCCCAGUGAAGUUGAAGACGGGAUCGCCUACUCCAGAAGAGGGCAGUGGAUCACGCUUCAGCCAAUGGUUGCCGAAACCUCACGAUUCAUUCGAUAGUCACCGCUUCUCGCUCUACAACGAUCUGGAGAACAUUAUGAAUGAUUCAUCCACUGAUGCCUGUGAGGGUGCAUCUAACAAGAACUGCGCACCACCACUGAUCACCGUGAAUGGUAACGAUGUGCCGAGCAGCGUGAAGGAGUUCCUACAGAAGGCCAAUGUUGGCACCUCAGCACGUGGGGGUAUAGCCAAGCAAAGGAUCGUGAGUGUAAAAGAUUUAGAGGUGUCACUGAGGGAUUGUGCUUUCAACGAGAAGCCAGUCAAUGCUAAGGACAUGGAUGUGUUCAAGAACUUCGUGGCAAAUAUGCCCAAUGAUCAGUUGGGCGCCAAGGCGGCAGAGCCGUUCUUCUUCCAUGCAAAAUCAUCUCUGGGACCGUAUGUGGAGUUGCUGCAGAGAGUAAUUUUGCACGGAGAGACUCAGUUGAAUCGUCAGGAGUUGCUCAACACUUCCGAAGGACAGGAGCAUCUUCAGGCUCUCCUGCGUGGUGAGUUGUCUGUGUACAACUUGCUGAAUCAUUUGCAGUUUGUAAGCCCAGGACGUGAGCAGGAAAUCCUCAUUGCUGUCAUCUUUGCCUUCAGCCAAACAUCUCAACUUGCCACUCUACCUCGUGCAUCCUUCCAGAUGCCUUUCUUCCAAAAUGGCCCACCAUUCAACCCAAUGGGAGGUCAAAUGUUCCAUCCUCCGCCUCAGAAUCCAAUUGGACUGCUUGCAAACGGAAAACCACAACGUAUGCCAUCGCCUCGUGAACUCCACCUCCACACGCAGUCCAUCAUGCAUAAUGCACUGAUGAGGAAGAGAUUCGAGGAUCAGCUGAGUGGACACGUGAGGAAGCAAAAUGCUGGUGCGGGAAAUCGUGGACAGUCAUCUAGCAACGCUUCUCUAAUGUUUAAUAUGCGGGGUGGGCGAGAGGCUGAAGUUAAACCGCCUAAGAAAAGUGGGGCACCUAUCAUUUGAUAUUUUAUGAUAAUGCUAUUGGGCCGCAAAUGGGCCUCACUCUUCUUGUCAUCAUUUGAGCAUUGAGCAAAGAAAAUAAUAAUUUGCA
Phlebotomus argentipes is the source of this 2020-nucleotide messenger RNA. RefSeq lists its product as uncharacterized. NCBI's taxonomy places the organism in Eukaryota, Metazoa, Arthropoda, Insecta, Diptera, Psychodidae. Gene Ontology annotation, biological process: negative regulation of translation. The transcript has 5 exons. Gene Ontology annotation, molecular function: mRNA binding. The record is from RefSeq and is a predicted model, not a curated record. Bases 301 to 1932 code for a protein of 543 amino acids. Gene Ontology annotation, cellular component: nucleus; cytoplasm.